CGCACGAUCACACACAACCAGCGUUCAAUUCCGCCAAAAGACUAAUCAUCAGGUCUCUGACUGCUGGAGGAGCGGUAAGCUUGCAUCUCUUUCUGGCAUACAAAGGCCCGUGUAGCCCUCACGAUGCAGUCGAUUCCUCGCCAAUUUCAAGCGGUGUUGAGCCUCGUCGCAAGUUCCAGCCGACCCGUCGCAGCUGGCGCACAGCGAGUCUGCACUUCAGCAGCGCCGAUACAGCGAGAGCGUGCCAUUUCGACAUCCGCAGCAGCUUCUACAAGCACGCUGCGGCCCGCGCAAGAGGAUCGGUCCCCCUUGGAGGACGGGCGCAGAGAUGCGCAAGCCCUCGCUCGAGAAGAGGCAAAAAGCCGCAUUCGGAGUGUCAUGAGAGCUGGUGGACGGCCUGCAAGUGCGAUCAAGGCUGGAGGCUCAGAUACAAAGGCUGCAGGCAGAUCAAGCAAGCGCAGCAAAUCUGAUCAACCAGAGCGAGCCCUUUCACCUACUGUGGAUCCUCGGACGCACCUAUUGAAUCGCAAGCAGAUCGAAAAACUCGUCGUUACAAUCCGAGAAACUCUCAACAGCCCCAAACAUGCGAAUCCUUGGGUCAUCAAGGGAAAGCGACAACAGAAAGAUGUAGAUAUUCUGGAUGAAGACAGUCGUCAGAGGUUGUUGAACAAUUACAAAUUUCAUGUGAGGUGGAAGGUAGAGGCGCUCGGGGCGUACAGGAGAGGAGCGAACGAAAGCCAAGGUGUCUUUCUUUGCUACAUGGAGCCUGUCCCAGACGCGACGUCAGCAGAGCAAAGAAGGCUCACAUCUCCCGGGGAAAGCGAGGCGUUCGGAAAAGGGCAAGCGCUGCAACGAGAAAAGGAGCUGGCGGGCGUUUCGAAAGGUCCUGCGCUGGCCGCGCAAGCCAUGGCAAUGGCUUUCAAGUGGGCCGAGCGCGAAAUUCAUACGCGGGCAAGGGGCGUAGUGCGGAGGGAUGGGCAAAUUCUCUUCAAGGUGCCUCAAGCUCGUAUACCCAUGCAAGUACACAUCGUCGAUGCCAGCUCUCUUGGCUCCGCAAGGCUCCUCUUGACAGGCAACGAGCAUUACUCGAGAUUCUUGCAGCUCAUGGCCGAAGAAGGUAUGGGACUGAGAUUAGACGUACACGGCUUGUGGCAUCACGCUGCGCUCUCACAGCGAGCUCGCGAGGCCAAAAAAGGCACGACAGGCGGCGCAACCCUCUUGACGAGUGAUGGUCAUCUCACAGAAGCCCCUCUUGCAGCGCUCGCUAGCGUCGGCUCGCCGUCAGAGGAAGGCCAAAAGGCAGACGCGAACGACAAGGCAGCGUACAACGCGUCGAUGGGUCUACCGGCCGAUCUAGACUUGUCUCUUGAUCUAGGCGGCGCGCAACCCGUCAGUCCGUCUGCCAAGAGCACAAGACCCGCUCAGGCCGCGAACGUACCUUCCGCCUCGCACGAUGGCGCUAUCACGCUACCUGAGCAGAACAUCGAUCUUUCUGAUCCUGGUUGGAAACGCCUCGGCAUUGGUGCGAGCGAAGCAGAGGUUCUGGACAUACUCGGCUUGGCGUAUCUGGAACCUGCACAACGCAACAUCAAAGGUCCAGCAGACGAGUCUUCACCUUCUGAAUCACCUGCAUAAAGAUCCCUUUCCCCCUAGCCCCAACCUUUUGCGCGCUCCCUUUCAUCUGAUUUCGCUCGCACUGAUGAUUGCUUGCGCAGCAAGCUAAGCUUCACUGCAAGAUACCAAAAUAUCUUGAAAAGAG
Messenger RNA from Ceraceosorus guamensis, 1759 nucleotides. RefSeq lists its product as hypothetical. Lineage: Eukaryota; Fungi; Basidiomycota; Exobasidiomycetes; Ceraceosorales; Ceraceosoraceae. The record is from RefSeq and is a predicted model, not a curated record. The transcript has 2 exons. The coding region runs from base 124 to 1635 and encodes 503 amino acids.